AUGAAAAAACGACGAGCGUCCCUCGAUAUUCAUAAUCUCAGUAUUAGUCAUCAUCGAGUAUUGCCAUCAUCAUCCUCACCAUCCUCCAAUAAUUCCGCGCACCCAAAUAUGAAUUCAUCACAACCACCACUUAAUGAAGAGGAUGAAGAGGAUUAUUCACCAACAAUCACUACCACCACGACAACAACGACCAGUUCUAACAACAGCUCUAAAAAUCGUAAAACCAUGAUGAAGAAUACUAAAUCUAAAAGGAAAAAAGAAAUGGUUUUGAAUAUUUGUCCUCCGAGUAGUUUAGGUCAUGACUCAUUGGGUGAUGAUGAUAUGGACGAGAAUGGAAAUUUCAAUGUCUCUCAGCCCAGAUCUGCUCUGUUGCCACCGAGCAUUGAUUAUUUUGCUGAGGAUGAAGCACCAUGUCUUUCACUACCUGAUGAUGCAGAAAACAUCAUUAAAAGAGACAAAGCUCUCACGUUAUCAGAUAUUGAAGAGAUUGAAAAGCAAUAUCAGGAUAAAUCGGUUGGAGAACUGAAUGUCCUCCUAUGUGAGACAAUUAAGGAGGUACCAUUUUCUGAAAACUUUUUCAACAGUACUCUUUCCAAAUGCCUUCGAACAUUGAAUCUAUCCGGAGGUCAUUUAGAAACUGUAGAUCUUAUUUUUUAUUUCAAAUCACUUCCCUUUUUGCGAGAGAUUAGUUUUUCGAAUAACACAAUUACGGAACUUGUACACAGUGAUUAUUUAAAUGAUUCGAGACGAGUGAAAGAAUUGGAAAAAAUUCUACCCAAAUCUCUGAUAGAAAUUGAUCUUUCAUGGAAUUACAUUUCACAAUUUCCUUCUCUUGAUCUGGUUACACUUCUUCAAAAGAAGGGAAUUAAAUUUGACAUUCGAUUCAAUUGUAUUAGUGAGCUGCCAAAGGAAUUUUUAUAUGAGGCUGAUGAAGCCCUUAGUGACUCUGAGUAUUCUAAACCAAAAUCUAAAACAACAUGCAAAUUCGUUGCACUCAAUCAUAACACCUUAUUCGAUCUCAGAAAUACCAUUCCAAGCAAAAUUUUAGACAAUCUCUAUGUGGGUUCUAUGCAAUCGGCGAAAAAUGUACAUUUACUCUGCAAUGUCCUAAAUGUCAAGUAUGUCCUCAAUGUUUCAAGUUUUAUCAUGGAAUCGGAACCAGGAUUCAGAGGAAAAAAGUACGAAGAAUUUUUUGACAAAGUGCUCUCUUUAGAUGUUCUCGACGACAGUCAUCAAGACAUCAUUGCCAUUCUCGAUGAUUGUUUUAAAUUUAUUGAUGAAGCAAGGAAAGAAAAGCAAGUUCCCGCGCUUGUGCAUUGCCAGGCUGGACAAUCGAGAAGUGUCUCAAUAGUAAUUGCCUAUGUAAUGCGUGAAUUGAAAUUCAAUUUUCAACAAGCAUUUGAUCAUGUGAAAGAGUGUCAUACUUUUUCCCAGCCCAAUGUUAAUUUUCAAAUGCAAUUAGCAUGUUUCUGCCCAAAACAACAAGGAGAAAAAUAG
Naegleria fowleri is the source of this 1497-nucleotide messenger RNA. RefSeq lists its product as uncharacterized. Lineage: Eukaryota; Heterolobosea; Eutetramitea; Acrasida; Naegleriidae. Bases 1 to 1497 code for a protein of 498 amino acids. The transcript is spliced from 2 exons. Gene Ontology annotation, molecular function: protein tyrosine/threonine phosphatase activity; MAP kinase tyrosine/serine/threonine phosphatase activity; protein binding. Gene Ontology annotation, biological process: protein dephosphorylation; negative regulation of MAPK cascade. Gene Ontology annotation, cellular component: cytoplasm. The record is from RefSeq and is a predicted model, not a curated record.